Messenger RNA from Paramecium primaurelia, 1209 nucleotides. Lineage: Eukaryota; Ciliophora; Oligohymenophorea; Peniculida; Parameciidae. The record is from the annotation of a GenBank genome assembly.
AUGAUUAUCUAAAAAGGAAAUAAAAUUUAGAUUGAUAAUCCUAAUGAAGAAUUAGAUAAAGAAGUUUUAUAAAAUUGCAAAACUCAUGAAGCCUUUUUUAGAUCAUAUUGCACAUUUUGUUAUCCUUCUAAGGACCCUGAAGAAUUUUAUUGUUAAAGUGACCAAGAGAAACCCAUUAAUUACUUUAUAUUAGAUUUUCAAGAAAAUAAAUAUUUAGAUAAUCAACUCUAUAAUGCAGGGAUAUCAAGUUAUGAUCAAUUUCUACAUAAAGAUUAAAUAGCUAAUCUGAAAAAUAAACAAGGGACUGAUCCUAAAGAUAUUGCAAUUUAAUUAGGAUUGUAUACAUAAUAAGAUGUGGAAGAAUUAAUAGAUAGAGCUGUAUAAGAAAAUUGGUAGGAUUUAUAAGAAUUCUCUGUCACUGUUGAUUUCUGGGAAAUUAGUCAAACCAAGACAUUUUUUAAUAGAGCUGAGCAAAUUUUAGAAUAUUUAAAUCUCCAUAAUUCUAUCAUUAUUUAUCCUUCAAAAAGAGCCUAAUUUAUUAAGAUGUUAGAAAUAAACUAGAAGUAAGCCUCAAGAUUCUUGGCAUCCUUUUAAAUUAUAGAUUAAUAGGCUAGCUAAUUGAAAUCAGACACAAUUUAAAUUUAAAGAAAAAGUUCACUUCCUGAAUAUGCUGAUGGUUAAUAGAAAAGGAUUCUAAAUAGCUUAUUAAAGACAACAUAAUAUUUCCCAUUUGGUGGAGAAAUUGUAUACUUUACAGAUGAUUAUAAAGAUUUAUAAACUAUUGCUUUCAAAUUUGGUAAAUAAUCGACUCCUUUCAAUAUUUAUUGUGAUCCAAAAGAUAUUGAUAAAUAUUAUAAUGUAGCAGGUUUAUCAGGGGGUAAAGUUUAUUCAUACUUUUCAGAAGAAAAGAGAUAAAUAACACAUAAAUUAAGAGCUAUAAUAUCAAAUAAUUAUAUAUUUACAGAAUCAUAAACUAAUAAGUUUGAAAAGUUCUAUACAGAUAUAAAUUUUCCAAUUGAUUUGGAUUAUGAAUUAAAAGACCCUACUAAUGAUAAUCCUGGUGGUUGUUUGUAAGUAAUAUUAGAAGAUGAUGAUGGUUAUUAUGUUGAAUAAAAGAUCAUUUAAAUGAAUUCUAAUGAUGAUCUACAUGAACCAAGUGUGUCAUUAAGUUAAGAAACAUUGAAUUUAACAGAUUUACCAAAAGAGUGA